CGAGCAGACUGGAUUCCCGGAGGCUAACUGGCUAAUGAUUAGCCACCUCCUCCGGUGAUUCUCGGAAUCCCGUCGCCGUCCUUCCUUUAUAUGCCGACAUGGAUGACAUUUUAGUCAAGUGGAUGCUAGGUGAGGCUAGUGUGUUAGCGUUAGCGCAAUGUAUUAGCUUUAGCGCGACGGAUGAGAAGAUAUUUGAAGCCGAGGACCAAUUUGUUGCUGCUGGUGAGUUUCACUUGGCGGUUAAAGGAGCGGUCGUCACCAUGACAACGUCCAUGGCCGGCCUCCUCCUGCUGAGGCUCCUCCUCCUCCACAUCGCCCCGCUGACGUUGAAGGCGGCGAUGGCUCAUCCCAACGCUUCGUCUGCGUUCCCGACCGUGUCGCUUUUCCAACCACUCACUCAGCCCGAGUGCGCCAAGAAAGAACAUCCCAAAGUAUCCACACAAGCGCUUGGUCCGUGGAUGUCCACGUUCUCCUGGGCUGGCGUGCGGGAUUUCUCUCAGCUGACGCUCGACCUCGCCAGGAAUGAACUCAUUGUGGGCGCCAGGAACUUCCUGUUCAGACUUGACCUCAGCAACAUGUCUUUGAUCCAGGCGACGGAAUGGGCGCCCGACGACGAGACCAGGAGGUCCUGUCAGAGCAAAGGCAAGAUGGAGGUCGAGUGUCAGAACUACAUCCGAGUGCUGCUGGUAAACAAGACCCAAGUCAUGACCUGCGGGACCAACGCCUUCCAGCCCCUCUGCACCACCAGAGAGGUGGGCAACAUGAGCAAGGUGUUGGAGCGCGUCAACGGCGUGGCCCGCUGCCCGUACGACCCUCGCCACAACUCCACGGCCGUGCUGACCGAGCGCGGAGAACUCUACGCCGCCACCGUCAUUGACUUCUCCGGACGCGACCCCGUCAUCUACCGCAGCCUCGGGGGGAUGCCGCCGCUUCGCACUGCCCAGUACAACUCCAAGUGGCUCAACGAGCCGCACUUCAUCGCCGCGUAUGACAUGGGCCUGUUCACCUUGUUCUUCCUGCGGGAGAACGCGGUGGAGCACGACUGCGGCAAGACGGUGUACUCGCGGGUGGCGCGAGUGUGCAAGAACGACAUCGGCGGCCGCUUCCUGCUGGAAGACACGUGGACCACCUUCAUGAAGGCCCGCCUCAACUGCUCGCGCUCGGGCGAGAUCCCCUUCUACUACAACCAGCUGCAGAGCACCUUCCAUCUGCCCGAGCAGGACCUCAUCUAUGCCAUCUUCACCACCAACGUCAACAGCAUCGCAGCAUCAGCCGUUUGCGCCUUCAACCUUAGCGCGAUCACGCGCGCCUUCAACGGUCCGUUCCGCUCCCAGGAGAACCCUCGUUCCACCUGGAUGCCCACCCCCAACCCCAUCAGCAACUUCCAGUGCGGUACCAUUGAGGAUGAGGGUCCGAACGAGGGUCUGACGGAGCGCAGCCUGCAAGACGCCCAACGCCUCUUCCUGAUGAACGAAGUGGUGCAGCCCGAGUCAGUGGACCCGCUGGUCAUGCAGGACGACGUGCGCUUCUCCCACCUGGCCGUGGACAUCGUGCAGGGCAUGGACACGCUCUACCACGUCAUGUACAUCGGCACCGAGUACGGCAGCAUUCUGAAGGCACUGGCCACGUCCAACAAGAACCUGCAAGGCUGCUACUUGGAGGAGAUGGAGCUCCUCCCACCUGGCACGCGCCAGCCAAUCCUGAGCCUGCAGAUCCUGCACAGCGACCGCUCGCUCUUUGUGGGCCUCAGCGACCGAGUGCUGAAGAUCCCCCUGGAAAGAUGCUCCACAUACCACACUGAGACGCUGUGUUUGGAGGCCCGGGAUCCUUACUGCGGUUGGGAUAUGCGCCAGCGGCGCUGCACAACGCUGGAGGACAGCACCAACAUGAGCCAGUGGAAGCAGAACAUCACGGCGUGUCCGAUGCAGAACCAGACCACGCACGGCGCCUUUGGAGAUUGGACGGCGUGGCAGGCGUGCAACAACGACGACGGCGUGGACGGCGUCAGCUCGUGUUUGUGCCGGUCCAGGUCGUGCGAUAGCCCCGCCCCUCGCUGCGGAGGCAGGAAGUGCGAGGGCCCCACCAUUGAGGUGGCCAACUGCUCCAGAAACGGAGGCUGGACGCCCUGGUCGUCAUGGGGACAGUGCAGCACCAGCUGCGGCACGGGAUUCGAGCUGCGCCAGCGCUCCUGCAACAACCCGGCGCCGCGGCACGGAGGUCGCGUCUGCGUGGGGGCGAGCCGCGAUGAGAGGUUCUGCAACGAAGGCGUCUCGUGUCCCCAGCCGGUCCUCUGGUCCCCGUGGGGCUCAUGGACCAAGUGCAGCAGCGAGUGCAGCGGAGGGGUGCACUCGCGGGUACGCACCUGCGAGAAUGGCAACAGCUGCCCGGGAUGCGCCCUGGAGUACAAGGCGUGUAACCUGGAGGCAUGUCCGGAGGUGAAGCGGAACACGCCGUGGACGCCGUGGAUGCCGGUCAACGUGACGCAGGGCGGCGCGCGUCAGGAGCAGCGCACCCGCUACAUGUGCCGCGCUCGCCUGGCCGACCCGCAUCAGCUGCAGAUGGGGCGGCGCAAGCUGGAGACCCGAUACUGCCCCAACGACGGCACCGCCGCCUGUGACACCGACGACCUAGUGGAGGAGCUGCUUCGGACCCCGCUGGUCCGAGGGGCGGGCGGCCCCGGCUGGUCUUCGUGGGACUCCUGGUCCGGGUGUUCGCAGAGCUGCUCCAAAGGAUACCGCACCCGACGAAGAUCCUGCGCCGGACCGGAGGGCAAGAGCGCCCCCGUGGCCUGCAGAGGUUCCCCUGUGGAGUACCAGGACUGCAACGUCCAGGCCUGUCCCGUGAAGGGGGCGUGGUCGUGUUGGUCGUCGUGGUCGCAGUGUUCGGCGGCGUGCGGCGGCGGCCACUACCAGCGCACCCGAGCGUGCGGCAGCCCGCCGCCGACCGGCGGGGGCGACAUCUGCCUGGGGCUGCACACCGAGGAGGCGCUCUGCAACACGCACACGUGCGACGAUGCAUGUUGGGCCCCAAGGGAGCAGAUGGAGGUGCAGGCUGACAGUGGAGGUGGCUGGAUGGCCUGGUCGCUGUGGUCGGCCUGCGACGACUCGGGGGUGCAGAUGAGGACCCGAACGUGCGGGGCCGCCGGCGGCGCCCCCUGCAUCGGCAACACCACCCAGCGGAGGGACUGCAACGAAAUACCCGCGUUCACGUCCAUCCACCUGAUCGCCACCGGGGUGUCCUGCUUCAUGGGCGCCGGUCUUUUGUCCUUCCUGGUCUACGUGUACUGUCAACGCUUCCACAAGCCGUCGCAAGAGUCGGCCGUCAUCCAUCCGACCACGCCCAACCACCUCAACUACAAGGGCAACGCCACGCCAAAGAACGAGAAGUACACGCCGAUGGAGUUCAAGACGCUGAACAAGAACAAUCUCCUCCCGGACGAGCGCUCCAACUUGUUCCCGCCGUCGCUGCAGCAGGCCAACGUGUACACCACCACGUACUACCCGCCCGCCCUGGGCAAGUUCGACUACCAGCCCAACGCAUCGCCGUCGCCCUGCCGGACCUACAACCACACCAACAACAGCUGAGGCUCGCCGACUCCUCUCGGACCCCCCCCCCCCACCACCACCACUCCUCCGCCAAAACCGACCAAGCCCCGCCUCCCUGCCGUGAUGUAACAAGCUGGAACUUUCCGCAAGGAGAACGCGGCUUCGCAUGACGAAAGGAGCGGGAACUUGGACUAAGUGGGUGACGGCGAACUUCUGAAAGUCCUGCUGAUGACCACCGGAAAGAUGUGCAGGGGGGUGGGCGCAGUUGUAAAUAAUCCCACCCCCCACCCCGGCAGAAAGACUUCAAUGGAUCGUCCAGUCGGAUCGCUCCGAAGCAAAAUAGCGCGGCGGUCAUAUCAAAUAUGGCCGCCGCGCUGCAUUAAAGUGAGGGUUCGGAAUAAGCUAGUAGAUGACACUUCCUUUUCAAGAUGAACCAUAGAAAAUGGUUGAAAGUAGGGCUUCAAACCUGGGUUAGGGCGUCAAAAGUAAGGGUUUAACUUUGGGCUACAGUUUGAAAUAAAGGUGAGGGUUUUAAGUUAACGUUUCAGGUUAAGGGUUUAAAAAUUUACGGUGUUAAAUCAGGAUUGGGGUUUGAAAUUAAAAGUUAGGGUUCAAAGUAGGGCAUCAACCUCGGUGAAAGUUUCAGACGAGGGUUAGCAUUUCAAAUGAGCUAAAUCGGGUAAGCAUCAGGUGUGUUUCAUGUAAAGGUUAGGUUUUCGCAUUAGGGAGUGACAAUGCCUGAGAUUUCAAAAGAGGCGGUCAAGCCAGGGUUCAGGUUUCAAAAUUCAGCCCCGAUUUCAAACCUAAGCUUGAAACUUCAACUGAGGCUUCAAAUCGUAACUCGCAACCCUAAUUUGAAGCCCUACCACUACGCUGAAUCCAGGCGUAAUUUGUAACCCUCAUCUUGAUUUGACCCCUGAAUGUUGAACCUGGCCCUUGAAACUCCGCCUCCUGACUGGCAACCCUCGUUGAGAGCCCUAACCCAGCUUUGACACCCUAACCCUUUUUGCAGCCCUACCCUGUCUUUGUUUCAAGCCCUUUGGAAGCCAGUAGCAUAGCACCACUAACUCUUCUUCUUCUUCUUCUUCUUCUUCGUUGGUAAACUCACUUGAUUUCAGUUGUUUAUUUUCUGUGUGUGUGUGUGUACUUGUGAAUAGAGGCAACCGGGGACUUUGGUGUCAUGACACACUCACGCCCGGGAGACUCCGCGCACGCUGGAUUUGAUUCCAAUGUCACUACUGUACUGCUGUGUGUGUGUGUGCGCGCGUGUGUACAUUCGGCAGAUAACCCGAUCAUAUGACAACCUCUAAAAGGACAUGUAGACAUACAUCAUGUAUGUGUAUAUCGACACGUGUGUCUAUUCUGUGUGGUUUAUAGGGAAGCCUUAUAGUCCGCGCACGCACGCACAUAUUGAAAUGUGUGGGGACGUGAAGUGUGUGUGUGUAUGUGUGUGUGUGUGCGUGUGUGUGCGUUUUCUAUGCAAGUCGUGUGGAGGGGCGUGUUGUCGUCCGCACUGUGAAUCUUUUUGCUACUUUCUAUUUUUCUACCAGCAGCGCCGCAAAACUCAAUAAAACUUCAAAAGGACAAGCGUGCGUGGACGCAACCACAAAAAAAAA
Molecule: messenger RNA, 5161 nt
Organism: Hippocampus comes (tiger tail seahorse)
Lineage: Eukaryota; Metazoa; Chordata; Actinopteri; Syngnathiformes; Syngnathidae
Gene: sema5ba
Product: sema domain, seven thrombospondin repeats (type 1 and type 1-like), transmembrane domain (TM) and short cytoplasmic domain, (semaphorin) 5Ba
Exons: 22
Coding region: 99-3584 (1161 amino acids)
Biological process (GO): axon guidance; positive regulation of cell migration; neural crest cell migration
Cellular component (GO): plasma membrane
Molecular function (GO): chemorepellent activity; semaphorin receptor binding
Source: RefSeq, a predicted model, not a curated record